AUGACGGGGCGGGCGAGCGCGGAGUGGCAGGCGAGCGUGCAGCUGGCCGGCAAGCUGGCGCUCUCGGCCGCGGCGCUGCUGCUGCUGGCGCUGGCGUAUCGCUUCUGCAAGCCGCCACGGGCCGGCGCGAGCGGCCGGCGCCGAGGGCGCGGGGAGCCCCGUGGAAAGGCCCUGCAGGAUGAGGCCGGCGCUGGGGAGGCGCCGCCGGGGCCGCGGCGCAGGCGGAUGGCGGCCGAGCGGGACGGCGGCCAGGCGGGACGGGGUGCGCGGGCAGAGCGAAGGCUGCCGGCGGCUGAGGAGGAGGAAGGAGCGCGGGGCGGGCGGCCGCCCGGCCAAGCGGUUGGGCUGGCAGCGGCUGUGUGGAGCGAGCCUGGGUCAUCCGGCGUCGCUGAGCAGGACACGGACACGCACGAAUCCCCCUGCCCCGGCGGCAGGCUUGGGACGGGAAUGCCAUCUGCCUGCACGGGCAGUGAUGGAUGUGCCCAAAGUGCCGAGGAGGAUUUGCCCGGGCACUGGCAGCCGGUGCGGGCGAACAGGGAAGGGACACAGACCUGCAGUGUCACCUCAAACCUGGAGCUCACCAUGCGGGCGCGAGACGCAGCCUCCGACACCUCCUACUCCUUCUCCUCGGUUGCGAAGAUCCAAGUGGAGGAGAGCUACAUCCCCAAGAGGCAGGUCAAGGCCGGUGCCGGGCAGGYAGCCCUUGGACUCAAGGGGAAAGUCUACGACUACUUCGUCCAAUCAACCUCCCAGUCGGUUUCCAAGAGGAGGUCUCACCCCUACAUCCAACAGGGAAUCACCCCACUCCCAAAUACGGAGCAGGUCACCCCAGAGCAACAGGGCAAGGAGACGCAGCUCAACACGCAACAUUCCCAAGCAGCAGCAUUGGAUUCGGAAUCGCUGGACCACAGGAGAGCAUCGGARCCCCCAGCUGACCGCCCUGCCUCUCCCAUCCUCCCCGCACCGGUGGGAAGCUCCGUGGUUUCCUACAGGGAAGGGGCAGGAAUGGGGACGGACCCACCAGAACCCUCCGGACACAAGGGCAGCAUUCUCCACAUCGUGGAGAAUCCCCAGCUGCAGGUGCCUAUGGGUGGCCUGGAGGUGGUGGCAGCCUCCGGCAUGCCAGCGAGCCCCCAGCCCCCAGCCCCACGGCUCCAACCCCGGCUCGUGGCCAGCGCCAGCUUCUUCCAAAAGUCACCAGCCUUGGGGCCCGGCUCAGACAUCCACCUGGACCUGGGCAAUUGCUAUGAGGUCCUCUGCAUGGCCAAGGCACAGAGGCUGGGCCAUCUCCAGGAGGCUGCCUACAAAGUCAUGAGCGACAACUACCUGCAGGUGCUGAAGAGCCCUUCCAUCUACGGUGGCCUCAACGCCGGCGAGAGAGAGCUCAUCCUCCAGCAGAGGAUGAAGGGCAAGAAACGCGUGGCCGUGGCAGACAUCAGCACCCCAGAGCCGGGCCUCCACACCAGCAGGCUCUGCUACUACGACGACGCAGGUGACCGCUGGCAUCACCUGUGCCACGUGCCGCCCGAGGCGGCGUCCCGCGGCAGCGCCGCGUGCAGCAUGUUCAACUACCUCUUUGUGGUGGCCGGCUGCUCCAAGCGCGUCUUCUGCUACAACCCGCUGACCAACAUCUGGCGGGAGAUCUGCCCCUUGAACCAAGCGCGGCCCCACUGCAAGCUGGUGGCCCUGGACGGCUGUCUCUACGCCAUCGGCGGCGAGUGUCUCUCCACCGUGGAGCGCUACGACCCGCGGCAGGACCGCUGGGCCUUCGCUGCCCCCCUGCCCAGCGACACCUUCGCUGUGGCCCACACGGCCACCGUGUGCGACGGGGAGGUCUACGUGACCGGGGGCACCUCGCGCUACCUGCUGCUCCGCUACGCUGCCUGCUCCGACACCUGGAAGGUGGGCCCGGCCGGCGGCAGCAAGGACCGGACCGCCGAGAUGGUCGCCGCCGACGGCUUCGUCUACCGCUUCGACCUCAACCGCAACAUGGGCAUCGGCGUCUACCGCUGCAGCRCCAAGGCCAAGCUGUGGUACGAGUGUGCCACCUACGCCAUGCCCUACCCCGCGUGCUUCCAGUGCGUGGCCGUGGGGCACCUGGUGCACUGCCUGGGCCGCCACUUCCACCUCCGCUUCCUGGCUGACAACGUCUCGCCCCGCUUCGGGGCCAAGGAGCUGCAGCCCUUCCCUGCGCCCCGUGGCAGCCUCCUGCCCGCCGUCCUGGUGCUGCCGGAGCCCCCCGGGGCGCAGACGCAGGUUUGA
Molecule: messenger RNA, 2262 nt
Organism: Nothoprocta perdicaria
Lineage: Eukaryota; Metazoa; Chordata; Aves; Tinamiformes; Tinamidae
Gene: KLHDC7A
Product: kelch domain containing 7A
Exons: 1
Coding region: 1-2262 (753 amino acids)
Molecular function (GO): protein binding
Source: RefSeq, a predicted model, not a curated record